AUGCAGACCAUUCGUCUCUACAGGUACAGAAAAUGGCUGGGAUGGUACAACUCCCCCGGCGGCUGGAACGUCGGCAGGGAUUUUGGAAAACUCGCAAAUUCCCCUUUCUGGGACGGCCUCUUCCCUGGGUCCAAUGAAAAUCCCGCAAAAUUCUUCCAGCUUGAUGGCAAGCAGAGCCCCAAAUACGUCGCCUCUAGAUCUGGAUCCUUCCCGGAGCAGACCAGCCACCUUGCAUAUUUGAUAACGCAGAAAUGUAAGGAGGAGCUAGGAGUGCAGAUGGAUGGAAGAGUCACGAAACGGUGUAAAGUGACUAUUAUCCAGACACAACGCGAUCCAUCUGUGGAAGGGAAUCCGCCAGUUCACACGAUCCCACCUCACAGCGGGCGUCACGCGCACGUUGCAAUCCUCCCAAUGGCCAUCAGCUUCAUCACAUGUGCGCUUUGCGGAUGGACAUACGACUGGUUCUGUUAUUCUAUGAUUCUUCUGGGAAUCAUAUCAAGUGGCCUGGCUACCUUUGUCAUAGGGUCCGCAUGUUUAAAGCUGGAAGGCGUGGAGCCAGCACCAACAGCUCCGCCCGGAGACGGGAUGUUAAUGGACGGUGAUGACAUCGUCAUCCUCCUUGGUAUAGAGGCAAACAUCGCCACCAUCACUAGGGGCAAAUUCUUUCUCGAAUAUGAACCCUGGGUUAGGCAGAGGAGCAGUAAGGAAAAGAGGAAACGAUCCGUUCUCGGAGACGGGAUGGAGUCGACCAGCUCGAAUCGCAAAAGCGAUGCGGAAGCAGGUCCUCGAGAUGGCCCCCCAGACUACAGACCAACGCAGUGCGACGUACCGGUCAGAGACGAGUAUGCUGCUAUUGGAUUAUGUUCGCUCCUGCUCGUCAUACAACUACUCGGUCAAGUGCUCUUGAUCCCCCAGGGGACAUUCUUCGGCCACAUCAUGUUCCUGUCUUCCUUCGUGGCUUCCUGGGCGUACAACUUGUACUUGUCCUCGAUCAAUAAGGAGUACAUUCAACAGAAGUUGCUCCUAGAUGUACUCGAGUUGGAUGAGCAGCAUAUGCAGACGUACAGCCUAGGCACGAGAACAACUGCUGCUCCUCGUGGGAAUGAUGCAGAUGAAUGGGAGAGUUUCAAACCAGCAGCCAUCAUCCAACAUUUCAUUCCGAAUGAUACACAGGUGUGGAUUACAUGGAAACAAAAGGUCUUGGGCGUAAUAAGCGAGCGCGAUCGCAACCAAGAAGCUUGCUACGGUUUGCUCCAGGUGAGCGCCGAGGAUGAAGCGAUGUUCAAGAAGGAUGACAAAGGACCUUGUCGAUAA
Messenger RNA from Suillus paluster, 1314 nucleotides. RefSeq lists its product as uncharacterized. Bases 1 to 1314 code for a protein of 437 amino acids. The record is from RefSeq and is a predicted model, not a curated record. The transcript has 2 exons. NCBI's taxonomy places the organism in Eukaryota, Fungi, Basidiomycota, Agaricomycetes, Boletales, Suillaceae.